AUGGAAUCUAAGAAUAGUGAAGAUGCAUACAAUACAACGCGUGGGAUAUUGUCCCCUAUUAUAUCAAAUACAAAUUCUUUAGAAAAUUGGAUAAAUACUGAAGAUACUUCUAAAAAAUCUAAAAGAGAUACAAAUUAUUAUUUCAAAUGUGCAUUAGGAGGUAUUAUAAGUUGUGGAACUACUCAUACAGCUAUAGUACCUAUUGAUAUUGCAAAAUGUAGAAUUCAAGUAUAUCCUGAUAGGUAUCGUGGUUUAUUAUCAAGUUUAUCACUGAUUAUUAGAACAGAAGGUUUUCAAGCUUUAAAAUUAGGUUGGUUUCCAACAUUAAUCGGUUAUUCUACACAAGGUGCAUUAAAAUUUGGUUUAUAUGAAUAUUUUAAAGAUUGUUAUUCAAAUAUUGUUGGUGAUAGAAUAAGUUCUAAAUAUAGAGGCCUUUUGUGGCUUAGUGCAUCUGCAAGUGCUGAAUUUUUUGCUGACAUUGCACUUUGUCCAAUGGAAAUGGUUAAAAUUAAAGUACAGACUUCAUCAAAAGAUAAUUGGCCAACUUCAUUAUAUUCAUCAACUAAAAAUAUGUGGAAAUAUAGAUUAAAUACAAAAUUUCCUUAUGGAAGUCUUGUACCAUUAUGGUCUAGGCAAAUACCUUAUACAAUGGCAAAAUUUUAUUUUUUUGAAAGUAUCGUUGAAUAUUUUUAUAAUAAUAUUUUAACUAAACCAAAAGAUUCAUAUAGUAAGCAAUCUCAAUUAGGUGUUACAUUUUUAUCAGGAUACCUUUCUGGGAUUAUAUGUGCAGCUGUAUCACAUCCUGCUGAUUCUAUUGUAUCACAAUUAAGUAAAGUUAAUCAAAAUAACAAGAGUAUAACUAUGAUUGCAAAAGAAAUAGGUCUUAAGAAUUUGUUUACAAAGGGUCUCGGUACAAGGAUAUUUAUGAUUGGUACUCUAACUGGUCUUCAAUGGUGGAUUUAUGAUUCUUUCAAGACCAUGAUGGGUCUUGAAACAACUGGUAGUAAUAAUAAUACAAAAAGGAACACUUUAAUUCAUUAUUAUUAA
Cryptosporidium muris RN66 is the source of this 1047-nucleotide messenger RNA. RefSeq names its product carrier protein, putative. Bases 1 to 1047 code for a protein of 348 amino acids. Gene Ontology annotation, molecular function: phosphate transmembrane transporter activity. Gene Ontology annotation, cellular component: mitochondrial inner membrane. The record is from RefSeq and is a predicted model, not a curated record. NCBI's taxonomy places the organism in Eukaryota, Apicomplexa, Conoidasida, Eucoccidiorida, Cryptosporidiidae. Gene Ontology annotation, biological process: mitochondrial phosphate ion transmembrane transport. The transcript has a single exon.